CAUUCGUUUGCAUCCACUCGAGCCGCGUGGUUGUGUGUUCUCGAUUGUACGCACUCCGGUAACUGGGCGUCUCUUCGCGCUGUUGUGUUGUUUUCGAACAAAGUACGAACUGAGCGCGGCAGCAUUCAGAUCUCGUCGUCGCGGUUGUUGUACCAAAGGUGUGUGUGCGAGUGCGGGCGACGGGUUUGUUGUCUACGACAGGAGUUGUGGCAUUUUUUUUUUGUUUGGCACACGCGAAGUGGUUGUGGUUUCGGGGGUCCAGCGUGCAGCAUCCGUGUUUUGAUCGGUGGCUGGUUGAUUGUUUCGAGAAUUAGUUUCAAUUGCUUCGGUGGAGUGUGGGUGCGUUUUGUGACCGAAUAUAUCAACGGAAGUGAUAAAAUUAUAGUCGAGUUGACAUGAUUCGUUAGUGAUAAUAACAUUUAUUUUAUUGUUGAGAAAGUGUCAUCCCUUCUCAGGCAAAUGAAGUGAUAUAUCCCUGCGUACCAUGCUUUGUUUGUGCGAAGUUAAUGUGCUAGCCUGAUUCUCCCGUAUAGAAAGUAGUGUUCAGACUCGUGAACAAAGAGAGGUCGGAGAACUGGAUAGCUGCUCGUACAACUCGGUACAACUCUUCAAACGGAAGUAGCAGAAGCGAGCGGUGGUGAAAGCACACAGGAGCAUCAUCACGAGAGAGUGCGACAGCGAACUGAGGUGGCUGCCCUGAGGCGAGCGUAAAAGUCAGCUGUUUUCAUCUUGCCCAGGGUAAACAAGUGAAACGACGAGCGGGAAAACAACUCGGCAUCCAGGAUUCGACGCUGGAUCGCUAGACUAUGGCCAGGCAUGACGCCGUUGAAACGUACGGUCAACCGCUAAAAUUCGAUCCCGACUUCAAAGGGCCACUUUCAAAGCGAUCGUGCACGGAUAUUCCGUGUUUGUUGCUGUUCGUCGCGUUCCUCGUGGGCUGGGGUGCAGUUGCUUAUUAUGCCCUUCGCAAUGGCGACCUGGAUCGGCUGCUGGUGCCGACCGAUUCGAAUGGGCUCAAAUGUGGCGUUGACAGUGAGGUUCUCAAGGAACCCUAUUUGGUGUUUUUCGAUAUCACCGAAUGUGCCAAGUAUGAUGUCCCGCUGUAUGGAUGCAAAACGCCUCAGGUGUGUGUGAGCGAAUGUCCCAACGAGAACUUUCGCUUCGAGCAGCAAUACUGCAAUCCAUCGACGCUUAAAACACUCCAAUCGAAGCUGAUCUGCGAACAUACCGUUCACAAGGAUCAACUCAGCUGUGAGGAUAUUCAGGUCUACAUCGAUAGAGGGCGGUGCGCUAAGUAUUACCUCAAAAGUGUUCCUUUCGCGAAGCGAUGCAUCUCCGAUCUUCCGGACACCGAGUGUCCGUACAUUCCACCGAGGAUACUGAAACAGUAUCAACUGUCAGCGACUCCUGACAGCACACGCGGACGAGGUGGCGGUAAACAGACUUCGACCGAAACGCAGGUCUGCGCCAUUCAGCGAAGGUUGGGCCGAGAGCUGCUGGUCGAACGAAUGACCAAACUGCAGUCCUACUUUUCCCGCUAUGUCGAUAAUCUGUUGUCCCACGUCACCAAUAACACUAAUGUCCACCAGACCGGUCAGAUGGUCGUCGAGGACAUUCUCGAGACCUGGAAGCUUGUCAUCAUCUUCAUGUUGCUCUCACUGCUGGCCAGUUUAAUAUUCAUCACCAUGCUCCGAUGGAUAGCGAAACCCAUGGUUUGGAUUUCCAUACUGGGUGUGAUCGCUGCUCUGUGCUAUGGAGUCUACUAUAGCUACAGUCAGUACAGCUACAUCCGAGCGCAUCCGGUGGAGAGUCACAUUAAUGUGUCGCCAAAUCUGAGUUCACUGUUCGAAUCGUGGUUCAAAUCGGACCGAACAUGGCUGUGGAUACUGGUAAUUCUCUCGAUCAUCUUGGUAGUGCUUUUGCUGGUGGUGCUGGUACUCCGCAAGCGGAUCGUCAUCGCUAUUGCCCUGGUGAAGGAAGGAAGCAAAGCGGUGAGCGCCAUUUUCUCCACGGUGUUCUUCCCCAUAAUCCCUUGGGUCCUGCACAUUCUGGUAAUAGUGUUUGCAGUCGCAGUGGGUUUGUAUCUAGCGUCAAUUGGAGAGCCAGUCCACAGGGUGUAUGGCCUAAAUAGUUCGACCACGUGCGUUUGCAACAACGGUUACAAGGAUGGGGAUAUUUGCGAUCCAAUUGUGUUCAAUGACCAUUGCCACAAUAGCGUUUUGAGAGACAAUUCUGGACGCUGUAUGGAUGCGGCAUGUCAUUUUCAGGAAAUACACAGCCCCAAAGAAGUUGGAUACUUCCAUGCAAUCAAUGUGGUUGGCUUCUUCUGGGGCAUCUGUUUUGUGUCCGCCUUCGGCGACAUGGUUUUGGCUUUCACUUUUGCCACAUGGUACUGGACAUUCCACAAGCGAAAUUUACGUUUCUUCGUACUAACGACUGGCUUCAUGCGAACGGUCCGGUAUCAUCUGGGAACACUUGCUGUUGGGGCACUAAUCAUCGCAAUCUGUAAGAUCAUCCGAGCGAUGCUGGAGUAUAUUGACCACAAGUUGCGAAAAUUCGACAACGGAGUCGUCAGAGCGGUGCUCUGCGUGUGUAAAUGCUGCUUCUGGUGUUUGGAGAAUUUCCUCAAGUUUUUGAACACCAACGCGUACAUCAUGUGCGCCAUUCACGGGAAGAACUUCUGCUCCAGUGCGAAGGAUGCGUUCAGUCUGCUGGCCAGAAACGUGCUGCGAGUGAUCGCACUGGACAAGGUGACCGGGUUUUUGUUCUUCCUGUCGAAGCUGCUGUUGGCUUGUGGAAUGGCAGCCGUGACGUAUGUCUUUUUUGACAGCGGAAUCACACCGUCGCUGCAUUUCCCGCUUGUACCCGCCAUUCUGGUGUUCAUUGGAACCUACGUGAUCGCGUCGGUGUUCUUCAGCGUGUACUCGGUGGCCGUCGAUACGCUGUUUCUGUGCUUCCUGGAAGAUUGCGAACGCAACGAUGGCAGCGCGGAGAAACCCUACUUCAUGUCGAAGAAUCUGAUGAAGAUUCUAGGCAAGAAGCAAAAAUUCAUCACCAACCGCUAAUGAGGUCCAGUCGCCAUACCAGAAAUACCCAUCGAUUCUCCUCCAAAGCUUUUGUAUAUCAGAGGUAUUCAUCGAGGCCAAAGCAGAUCAAGCGAAAUGUAAAAAAAAUCACAAAAACAAAUGUGCAAGCGAACGCAAAGAAUGGUGCAAUCGGAGAAACAGUAGAGCUUUUCUGAGACAGAGAGAAAAGGGUGCAAGACUUACUAUUAUCACACACUAUUUAAACACAAGCAUAAUGUGAGAAAAAGAAAAUUAAGUUUAGUGUAUCGUAUUUUAAAAGAAGCAAAGCUGAGAACUGUAGAGUUAUUGGAAUUUCUUUAAAAAAAACAAGUAAUGUUAGGAAUACGUAUUUUUAUAAUUAUUUAUAUAUUAGUAACGGUAAGGACAGUGAUGUUUCCGAAAGUUGUUGUAGGAACGAAGGAUGGUGCAGCAGGUAGGGUUUUUGAAAGUUUGAUGAACUACGUUGUUGAGGGGAUCUGAACCGAUUGUGAUUGACUGCUAUGACAUUGUGGUUGUAUUAAGCAAUGAAAAGGAUAUACCUCUGCAAGCCCUAUUUUUGAAUGUUCUCAAAUAUUAAUCAACUCACGUGUGCACUUUUCUGCAGAAAUAAUGCAGAAGAUAAAUAUUUGUAGUUGUAUUUCAAAAACCAGAAAUUACACAAAAAUAAUGAAUUGUGCAUUUCAUA
Messenger RNA from Toxorhynchites rutilus septentrionalis, 3750 nucleotides. It is a transcript of the gene Ctl2, whose product is annotated as choline transporter-like 2. NCBI's taxonomy places the organism in Eukaryota, Metazoa, Arthropoda, Insecta, Diptera, Culicidae. Gene Ontology annotation, molecular function: transmembrane transporter activity. The transcript has 10 exons. The coding region runs from base 807 to 3065 and encodes 752 amino acids. Gene Ontology annotation, cellular component: membrane. The record is from RefSeq and is a predicted model, not a curated record. Gene Ontology annotation, biological process: transmembrane transport.